Molecule: messenger RNA, 1537 nt
Organism: Andrographis paniculata
Lineage: Eukaryota; Viridiplantae; Streptophyta; Magnoliopsida; Lamiales; Acanthaceae
Product: protein JINGUBANG-like
Exons: 1
Coding region: 173-1489 (438 amino acids)
Molecular function (GO): protein binding
Source: RefSeq, a predicted model, not a curated record
CCAUUGCUCAUUGGUUUCCCCAUCGUUAAUAAGUACAGUAUAUAUUAAUAAUAAAAGACAAACGUGCACUGUAUUCAUCAACUUUCAUGCUUCCAUACGGCUGGUUUUUAGUUAAUAUCCUCCUUUAAAUAUAUAUUCUUCUUCUCCCACUCUGGACUUUCAGCCCAUUCCAAUGAAGCUGCUCUGCUCAUGGCUGUCGUCGACUUGCUCCUCCUCCUCCUCCACCGCCGCCGGCUCUCCGUCGUCAAAAUUCCGGCCAUCCUCCGACGCUUGCAGCAGCAGCAGCAUCUCCUCUCAUGCCCGAACCCUACACUCAAAUUCAACGUUAUCACCCCCCAGUAGCAGCAGCAGCAGCAGCAGCAGCAUCCAAUCUAACGCUUCUCUCCUCACUCUCCCUUCCGUCCCCUCUCUCCAAAAAUCCCCUCUCGCCCCGCUAAACGCCUCCUCCGCCAUUUCCGACACCUCAAUCAAGCUCGCCGGCCGCGUCAAUUUCCUCGCUCUUCAUAAUAAUCUCCUCCUCUACGCAGCCUCGGGGGAUCGAGUCUACGUCUACGACAUCACGUCUUGUACCCUAGUCGACGCAUUCAGCACCGCAAAAUUCUCCACCGUCAAGUCCAUCGCCUUCAUCGACGGGAAGGUGUUCACAGCGCAUCAAGAUGGUAAAAUCCGAGGUUGGAAACGAGACGGCAAUUACAAGCACAAGCUCGAGGUCACGCUGCCAACGCUUGAAGAUCGUGUGAGAAGAUUCAUCCUCCCCAGAAAUUAUAUUACUGUCCGGCGGCAUAAGAAGAAGCUCUCCAUAGAGCACUACGACGCCGUUUCGGGCCUUGCAGUUGCAGCAUAUCAUGAAAAGUACUCAUCUGCUGUAUUAUCGAUAUCGUGGGACAAAAGCAUCAAAUUCUGGGAACCCCGGAGUUUCCGAUGCCUGGAAUCCAUUAACAAAGCACACUACGAUGCAAUAAAUGCUGUGGCAGUGUCGGAAGAUGGGUUAGUGAUUUACACAGCCUCUGCCGAUCGGAGGAUCAAAGUCUGGAAAAGAGAGGCCGGGAAAACGUACGGCGCCAUCGCCACUCUGGAGAAGCAUAAAUCGGCGGUGAACGCAUUGGCGCUGAGCCGGGACGGUUCGGUUUUGUUCUCCGGUUCGUGCGACCGGUCCAUUUUGGUGUGGGAGAGAGAAGACAGUGCGCAUCACAUGGCGGUGACCGGCGCGUUGAGGGGUCAUGCAAAGGCAAUUCUAUGCUUGUGCUUGAUCGACGGCCAGGAUUGUUUGCUGUUGAGUGGGUCGGCUGAUCGGACGGUGAGGAUGUGGCAGAGAGGGGUUGAUGGACGCAGUUACUGGUGCGUGGCGGUGCUGGAUGGCCACCGGACGCCGGUAAGGUCGCUGGCCGCCGGCGGAGGUGGAGGUGGCGUCGUGACAGUUUUUAGUGGAAGCUUCGAUGGGGAGAUUAAGAUAUGGCAACUUGAAAACAUACAUGCAUGCAUCGAUUAAUUAAUUGAUUAAGGAUCAAUCAUUUCAAUUUUCAUAUUAUAUUAUAUA